AUGAACAGAAAACUUGAUCAAAUAAAAGCAGUUACUCUACCACCGCCAGCUGUAACUACUUUCAUUUCUUAUCCUCCAGUGGAAAUUGUUUCUUCGUCUUUUGAAAAGAAUUCAAUGGGACCUGGGAAAAAACCAAACUUACGUAAUCGCAUACCGCCUCCUUCUAAGAUACCAUUAAGUGCUGUUGAAAUGCCACCUGAUUAUUCUAGUGUCGAUAUCAACUUAUUAGAUGUAUCAUUUGGUGCCUUUGAUCUUUCUGAUGACAUACCACAACUUUGUGAUCCAUCACAGGAACAAAAUGCAUUGCCACCUAUUGUUAAAUAUGAUAACUCAAUUGCUCAAAAAGUAGAUUCUGUCCUUGCGCAAACUGAAUAUUCAACUAUCUCUAAUCAAGCUUCAGUUCAAACUCAAAGAUCAUUUCAAGUAAAUCAAGCACCUCAGCCAUCAAUUAAAAUUUUAUGGCGCCCUAAUUAUUCUCAUUCUGCUGAUAAUUUAACAAAACAUUACUCUGCAGUUGCUAAUCCUUACCAAAAUAUUAAUACUGGACAACCGACAUCAAUGUAUAAUUCUUCAGUUUAUUCUAAUAAUCCUCAAAGUUUAUCCAGUCAUACAAGUUUGUAUGGUACAAGUGCAUCCAACAUUGGUGGAAGUAGUUCAAAUUCCCACAAUCCUCAAUUGUCUCAGUCUAAUUAUUCAAAUUUAAAUGCUUAUUACCCUCAAACAGAAGCACAACCUCAGUUCUCUUCUUAUCCAUACAAAAAUCCUUACUCAUAUCAGGCAUCUGGAAUUUCCUAUCCUCCUAUCGUAUCAGAUGCCAAUGUAGCAUCAAUGUAUUCCACAUCAACAAACUACAAUAAUAUGCACCAAAAUAUAAAUCAAAAUGGGAAUACAAACUUGUCUAAGUCAACAGAUUUGUUGACUUCAAAUACUAAUUCUAACAAAGAAAGUCUGUACUACCAGUUCCAACCUUCAAAUAACUCAUGGACAUCAAGUGCUAGCAAUCCAAAUGGAAAUAUUAUAAGUAAUACAUCGUCUAGCAUUGGAAUCGAACAGAGUACUUUAUUGGCUUCAAAAACGACUACACCAAAAAAAAAUGAAAGUGGUGCACUGUCGGGAAUGCCUCCUGGUGUUGCCCCACUUGUUGAUGAACAGUAUAUAUUAAACCAACAGUGUAUUCCUGGACACUUAAGUCCAUCUCACUCUGUAAUGUAUAGAGGGGAAGAUUUACAAAUGACUAACUUAUAUUUGCCCAAUCCAAUGUAUCCAAGUGCAUUAUCAAGUCUGACUGGAAGAGAAAUUGUUGGACCUGGUAUUUUAAAUGUUGCAAGUAAUUUGUCAGUAACAGAUUCAAGAAGUGCACUUACAGACAAUAAUGCUUCACCAGAUUCAUCUACUCUAUCUCAACAGAUGGGAACUUUGGCUCAUCAGCAAAUACUGUUAAAUCCACCUAUUGCUCCCAGUUAUUAUUACGGGCAAAUUGUAGUAACCCGCUAA
Molecule: messenger RNA, 1494 nt
Organism: Macrosiphum euphorbiae (potato aphid)
Lineage: Eukaryota; Metazoa; Arthropoda; Insecta; Hemiptera; Aphididae
Source: the annotation of a GenBank genome assembly